Molecule: messenger RNA, 3027 nt
Organism: Corythoichthys intestinalis (scribbled pipefish)
Lineage: Eukaryota; Metazoa; Chordata; Actinopteri; Syngnathiformes; Syngnathidae
Gene: smad10a
Product: SMAD family member 10a
Exons: 13
Coding region: 289-2118 (609 amino acids)
Biological process (GO): BMP signaling pathway; anatomical structure morphogenesis; regulation of transcription by RNA polymerase II
Cellular component (GO): heteromeric SMAD protein complex
Molecular function (GO): I-SMAD binding; DNA-binding transcription factor activity, RNA polymerase II-specific; RNA polymerase II cis-regulatory region sequence-specific DNA binding
Source: RefSeq, a predicted model, not a curated record
CUCCCCUCUAUUGUUAUUGUGUCGUGCGCGUGAGGAACGGGCAGGAUGCACGAGGAGACAGCAAGACUGAUAAAAUGAUAAAGCUAGUGUGAGACACCCAGGCUAGCAUAGCAGAGAUUUUGACUCCGUUUAGCGGCAAUUUAUGGAAGUGUCGCCGGCGUGAUAGACAAGCCAGCUCAUGUAGAGGCCAGUAAACAUUCAUACUAGCUGGUCAACACCACUUGAAGCGAUUGCUCAGCGGACACCUCAGCGGUCUUUCUGUUCAAGUUCUUCUCUUCUCUCCGUCUGAUGUGGACUGAUUCAGAACUGGGCCAUCAUGAUCCCAGUGAACCUUCUGGUCACUCCUUGGUUGACCAACUUAAUACGAGCAGCAUCAUGUCAGUGAACCCCCCGAGUAGCAAUGACGCCUGCCUCAGCAUCGUCCACAGCCUCAUGUGCCAUCGGCAGGGCGGGGAGAACGAAGGCUUCGCCAAGCGGGCCAUUGAAAGUUUGGUCAAAAAGCUGAAGGAGAAAAAAGACGAGUUGGACUCGCUCAUCACCGCUAUCACGACCAAUGGCGUCCACCCGAGCAAGUGCGUCACCAUUCAGAGGACGCUCGAUGGACGACUACAGGUGGCAGGGAGGAAAGGAUUUCCUCAUGUAAUUUACGCACGGCUGUGGCGCUGGCCCGACCUCCACAAAAAUGAACUCAAGCAUGUCAAGUUCUGCCAGUAUGCCUUUGACCUGAAGUAUGACAAUGUGUGCGUAAACCCUUACCAUUAUGAGAGGGUGGUGUCGCCAGGCAUUGUUGGUCUCAGUCUUCACAACACAGCUCCGCCCGGCGGUCUGAUUAAAGAAGAGUACAUCCAUGACUGUAUCCAGAUGGAUCUUCCACCCGGUAUGCCACUGUCUGACCACCAAGCAACGCUAAAGAUGCCUCCUACAGAUCAUUACGGCCAACCCCUGCCGCAUCUGUCCUCCGAGCCUCACGGACCGCCGCCGGUCACCAGAUACACUCAGCUGCCUGUCUCACCCAAAGUGUCCAACUCGGGCUCCAUGCUGCCACUGCAGGCCAGUCACGGCGACGGCCGCCCUCAGACCGCUUCUCCACAGGUGCAAGUUAUGACUCAAGCGCCACGUUCCCCGACUCCAAAUCAACCGCCCCCUCAGCAACAAGGUCCCCAACCACCUCAACAAUCCUCUCUACCUCCUCAUCAAUCCCACGGCCAGAAUGGAUACGGUAGCAGCAAACACUCUCAAAGUCAGGCUGCCUUCCACACGGUCUGGACAGGUAGCAACACCGCCUCCUACACCCCAAUAGGACCCCUGCAAAACGGACGUGGUCACCAGCCAACUCCACUUCACCAUCCGAGUCAACAUUGGUCUCAGCAUCAUGGUUCAACAUCUUUCGCCCCUUCAGUAUCCAAUCAUCCAGGACCAGAGUUUUGGUGCUCCAUCUCCUAUUUUGAAAUGGACGUUCAGGUGGGGGAGAUGUUUAAGGUGCCCUCCAACUGCCCCGUCGUGACGGUUGACGGCUACGUGGAUCCAUCGGGAGGCGACCGCUUCUGCCUCGGCCAGCUGAGUAAUGUCCAUCGCACGGAUGCCAGUGAGAGAGCCCGGUUACACAUCGGUAAAGGGGUGCAGCUGGAGUGUCGUGGCGAGGGCGACGUGUGGAUGCGGUGUAUGAGUGACCACGCCGUGUUCGUUCAGAGCUACUAUCUGGACCGGGAGGCGGGUCGAGCGCCGGGCGAUGCUGUGCACAAGAUCUACCCUGGAGCAUACAUUAAGGUGUUUGACCUUCGGCAGUGUCACAGACAGAUGCAACAGCAAGCUGCGACCGUUCCGGCCGCCGCCGCUGCGCAGGCGGCUGCGGUGGCAGGGAAUAUACCUGGACCGGGAAGUGUUGGCGGCAUAGCCCCUGCAGUCAGCUUGUCUGCAGCCGCAGGGAUAGGCGUGGACGACCUCCGGCGACUCUGCAUCUUGCGCCUCAGCUUUGUCAAAGGCUGGGGGCCCGACUACCCCAGGCAGAGCAUCAAACACACGCCGUGUUGGGUGGAGGUCCACCUUCAUCGUGCUUUGCAGCUUCUGGACGAGGUGUUACAUACCAUGCCGUUAGCCGAUCCGGGACCCGCUAACUGAAAAUACAGAUGCUGUUAUUUAGAUGGGGAUUAUUUGAAUGUGCGCGCACAGAGCCUACUCAUUGGAUAGUUUUUGCUUUGUACCGAAAGGGAAGGAAUUCCAAUGAGCAUUCAAAAACAAACUCAAAUGACCAACACUUAAUGCUUGUAACAAUCAGUGCACGCUAGUGUAGCUCACAGAGUACCAUAGACAAAAAGUUCUACACUCACGUUCAAAAUGAGGGUGAGUCACACCGUGUUGAUAUUAACAACGAGCAAACUACAGGGAGCCCUCGGGUUACGAUGUCCUCGACCUACGACUUUACGACGCCCGUGUUUGGUCUGCCACUUAUUUCCUGGCGCUAAAGUUUUUUGCUUAGCUACUGCAUAGUGCCUUUUUUCGCGCUAUGUACCCAAAGGAGAUAGUUGGGUCUUCUGAGAAAAAGCUAUUACCAAGGAAACCAAUCUUAACAUCAUAAAAAGAACGAAGAAAGGGGAGACACACACGAACAAAGUUAAACCGUCGCCCAAAACUGCCUUGCCCGUCGCCAAACGCGUUUUGUGUUGACGCAGACCAACAUUCGUGUAACAAAUCGGGUUGCAUCGUUGAUGCGUCGAGUGCUGUGUGUUCUGGGCUGUCCGUAAAAGUCUGACGAGAGCGAGCGAGAAAGCUGUUCACAGUAGUCGUGUUCGUUGCAAAUAUAUCAUUGAAAACUCUCCAUCCACUUCUCAGCAGUAAUGCUAAGUACAGCAUCUUAUUAUGUUGGGGUUUGCCUUGCAAAGGCCAAGAUAGUGUUAUUCUGCAGCUUGGUUUUUAUUCUCCGCGUUUUUUCGGCGCAGCGCAGCCCGAACCGUUUGACCGAUCGGCAACGUUCAAGUAUCGAAAUGACCGUAAUUCUCGCGCGACGCAGGGAAUUUUUCAAACGGCCCC